Messenger RNA from Penicillium macrosclerotiorum, 432 nucleotides. RefSeq lists its product as uncharacterized. The record is from RefSeq and is a predicted model, not a curated record. The transcript is spliced from 2 exons. NCBI's taxonomy places the organism in Eukaryota, Fungi, Ascomycota, Eurotiomycetes, Eurotiales, Aspergillaceae. Bases 1 to 432 code for a protein of 143 amino acids.
AUGAGGGUUGAGACCUCUUCUGGUGUGGCCCAGUGCUUAGGAUAUAUGGAUGAGUCUGAAAUCACAUAUGUGCUAUUGGCGAAAUCUAACUCGCUCAAAGGGAUGGUGCUUAGGCUGCGAAAGGACCAACACAGACAAGAUUGUACUGUGUAUGGAAUGAGCGCCGACGGUGAAACCUUUUGGUUCCUAAAGAUCAAUAAUGAUUCCCAGUGGUCGCAGCACAUUGUGAACAUAUACAACGAGAACUACGAACAGGUAUUUGGGUUGCUCGAGUAUUUCCUCCGUAAAGCUUCACUAAUGUCGUCCUCGCAUUCCAAGGAAUCAUCGAACCAGGUCCAUGAAAAGGAAGGAUCAGGAAGCUCUGCACGCACGAUCUACUUGCCAGAAGACGAGGAUAUAGCGAUGGAACUUACCAGACAUCCAGACAACUAG